GAGUUUUUGUUAAACGGUCACUUUUGGGCGGCAACUCAGGCGCGUUGGAACAAGUCGCUUGUAGCCGGAGCGUAGCUAUAGAAAAAGGACAACGCCACAAGGAUUCUAUAAAGUCAACAUGGAGGCGGCAACAACUGACAAUGCUGUGGAGCAUCCUGAACUAAUGCGCACCCCAUGGUUUAUGUUUUCCACAUUGGCGAUAUAUUUGCUUUUUGUUACGCGCUGGGGACCAAGAUUUAUGGACAACCGCAAGCCCUUUGAGCUAAAGACACUUAUCAUUGUACACAAUAUAGUCCAGGUGCUCUCAUGCAUUUUUGUUGUCUAUGAGAUACUGUAUAUAUCAGAGAAUACCAUAUUGUUCUUUUGGAGAUGCAGCAAUUUAGAGGAGACGCCCGAGCGUUUAAGUCGGCACUUUCGACUGUCUUACUUCCUCUUCUGGCUGAAGAUAUCGGAGCUCGUCGAGACAGUAAUAUUUGUGCUGCGCAAGAAGCAGAAUCAAGUGACCAAGCUGCAUGUAUUCCAUCAUAUAACUACAAUAACGCUCAUCUAUAUGCUGAUAAAUCACAAUGAAAAUGGCAUUGAUGCAUUGUUUCCCAUAUUCCUCAACUCAAAUGUACAUAUUAUAAUGUACUCGUAUUACUUGAUAGCGGCUGUGGCGGAUAAGAAAAUCGUGGCUGCUUUACAGCCUGUCAAGAAGUCGAUUACGGUUAUCCAGAUGGUGCAGUUCCUGUUCAUAUUGGCACAUACGGCAUCCACUUCGUUAACCUGUGGUGUGCCCAAUUUGAUUUUGAUGUACUUCUCUCUGGUGAUUACGCUCAUGUUAUAUGGAUUCUAUGAUUUCUAUACAAAGUCCUACAAAAAGAAGAGCUCAAAACGAUCGCACAGCAGCUGAGUAUUAAACUGAGUCACAAGUAAACACACACACAUAUAAAUGCACCAACAGUUAAACAAACAUACUCUUGUGUACACAAAUAUAUACAUAUGUACGUUUAUACUCAA
Messenger RNA from Drosophila busckii, 999 nucleotides. Its product is annotated as elongation of very long chain fatty acids protein 1. Gene Ontology annotation, biological process: fatty acid elongation, monounsaturated fatty acid; fatty acid elongation, saturated fatty acid; fatty acid elongation, polyunsaturated fatty acid. Lineage: Eukaryota; Metazoa; Arthropoda; Insecta; Diptera; Drosophilidae. Gene Ontology annotation, molecular function: fatty acid elongase activity. Gene Ontology annotation, cellular component: endoplasmic reticulum membrane. The transcript is spliced from 5 exons. Bases 119 to 892 code for a protein of 257 amino acids. The record is from RefSeq and is a predicted model, not a curated record.